This is a messenger RNA of Culicoides brevitarsis, 1053 nucleotides long. Its product is annotated as pancreatic lipase-related protein 2-like. Bases 1 to 1053 code for a protein of 350 amino acids. Gene Ontology annotation, biological process: lipid catabolic process. Gene Ontology annotation, molecular function: lipase activity. The transcript has a single exon. NCBI's taxonomy places the organism in Eukaryota, Metazoa, Arthropoda, Insecta, Diptera, Ceratopogonidae. The record is from RefSeq and is a predicted model, not a curated record.
AUGCGGAUAUUUCUCAUAAUUUUGGGAUUUUUAACGAUAAACGUUAAUUCUCAAUUUUUACCUCGUCUCCUAUCACGCGCAUUUGGCUUGGAAAGCGAUUAUUCGAUUCCCGAGUUGCUAAAUAACUUGAUUGCUGGUGCUGGAUUCACCCGAGAUCGAUUGCUGCAACAACCAGAACUCAUCCCAAUCGAAGAAGAUGUCACUUUUUACUGUCUCAACCGGGAAACGCGCAAAAUUUACCAAACAAAGUUGAACGAUACGGAAAUUACGAACAAAAUUGACGUCACAAAGCCCGUCGUCUUCAUAAUCCACGGUUGGCUGGAUAAUUUUUACCGUAAUUGGGUGCAAGAAAUGAUGGCCGAGUACAUCGAUUAUCAGGAUGUCAAUGUUUGUGCCGUGGAUUGGAGUCGUUUGGCCAUUUACGAGUACACGAUAUCAGCGCGCGAGAAUGUUCCCGAAGUCGGAUGGUAUUUGGCGACUUUCAUCCUGUACUUGGAAGAUUUGGGUGUGAAUUUGGGCAAUGUUAGCUUGGUUGGACACAGUUUGGGAGCGCAAAUUGCUGGAAUCGCGGGAGAUUAUCUCGCGGGGCAGUUGGAUGCGAUUUACGCACUUGAUCCUGCGGGUCCGUCGUUCACUCAGCCAACGGUGGUGCAUGAAAAAUUACGACUUGAUCCGUCGGAUGCGAAAUAUGUGCAAACAAUUUACACGACAAAGCUUCUUUUGGGCUCCAGUAUCGAUGUGGGACACCAAAAUUUUCAUCCAAAUGGGGGUUUGAACCCGCAACCCGCAUGUUUGACGCCAAUUGGACGAAGUGACGAACUCACACCUGGGCUGUUGGCAUGUAGUCAUAAUAUUGCACAUACCUACUUUAGAUUCGCACUUAAUCCGAAAAACGUUUUCAAGGCACGCGAAUGCAACAGUGUCGUCAACUUUCAACUCGGGUUGUGUCUUCGAGGUCGUGCCGAUAAAAUGGGCAUCUACGCAAAACGAAAAAAGGGCAAAUUUUACCUUUCAACGACUGCCUUCGAACCGUAUGUGUCACCAAAUAUUUAA